Messenger RNA from Pleuronectes platessa (European plaice), 3301 nucleotides. It is a transcript of the gene col10a1b, whose product is annotated as collagen, type X, alpha 1b. The transcript has 6 exons. Gene Ontology annotation, molecular function: protein binding. The record is from RefSeq and is a predicted model, not a curated record. NCBI's taxonomy places the organism in Eukaryota, Metazoa, Chordata, Actinopteri, Pleuronectiformes, Pleuronectidae. Bases 741 to 2714 code for a protein of 657 amino acids.
GCAGAGAAAGACGAGCUGAAACUCAGACUGUGACAUGGACAUCUACUACGAUGAACUUGGACAAUUACUUGGGUCGAUUUAAAGGAGUUGGUAUCAGUUAACACCCAGCAUGCUGGCACACAGGAGCCUUGUCGACAUUCAUGCCAAGGGCCACGUUCCUCCUCUCCAUCACACCAGUGUGAAUCUCCCUGAGCUGAUUUAUCGUGAAGCUCUCAUCUCUUUCAGCCUCUGCCAAAACCAAAGUUGGAGUCAACCUCAAAGUGAGUCGGAGAUGUCCUUCAGCCAGACGUCUGGCUGCUUACUCCUGUGAAAAACGAGGUGGUGAGCCUACCUUUGGCUCUGGUUUCCCUGUCAUGGUUUUCAGCAGGUCGUGGAGGUGGGGCCAGUUACCCUGGGAGUACCAGCCUGGUUUGUCCAGCAAAGACAGAAGGAAGCAGAAGAGGGCAGGGAAGAGAAGGGAGGAACAUCACCCUGAAGUGACUUGCCUCCUGAGGACAUGGCACCCAUCAUUAAAAGAUGACAUCAGAGCAGGGAGGGCCUUCGACGUGAGGUAGACCCUUCAAGAUGCUGGAGAGCAGUUCAGUAUAAAUACCUUGAGCCCAGUGCCCUGGGAAGCAGCAGCUGCCACUCAGACUGAUAGACUCCUCAACCAAGGAUAUAACAGCAAGGCACUCGGACAGAGCCCCCGACCCCCCCACUGUUUCUUUGGAGCGUAAACCUUCACGGUUUGGCUUCACAAGAUGGAUCUGAGGGUAACAAGCGUUCUCCUCGUCCUCCUGGCUUUGGCCGAGGCAACCCCUGAAAGGUACUACCACGUACCGAAAGUGAACAAGGGUCCCUACCCCGUCAAGAGCCAUGCCGUUGCAGGUGAGCAAGGUCCUGCAGGAGAACCAGGAGAACCAGGCCCAAUGGGACCACCUGGACCUCCUGGAAAAAGUGGUGUAGGGUAUGCUGGACCACAAGGCCCACCAGGACCCCCUGGACCCCCUGGCUAUACUCAAGCAGGUAAACCUGGUACCCCUGGGGGUGCUGGAAAACCAGGUGCCUCUGGCAUGCCUGGUGAGAGAGGUUCAACUGGGGCAACUGGACCAAUGGGGCCCAGAGGUGCACCUGGUUCAUCUGGAACACCCGGACCUGCUGGACUUUCUUCUGUUGGGAGACCUGGACCAAGUGGUAUUCCUGGAGCAAUGGGACCAAGAGGAGAGUCUGGCCUGAAGGGACAUCCUGGUAUUCCUGGGCUUCCUGGCAACAAAGGGGAGAGAGGUAUUGGAGUUCCUGGUGUUCAAGGACAACCAGGCUCAGUUGGACCAAUGGGUCCAUCUGGUAUGCCAGGAAAACCUGGAGUUGGUAAACCUGGUGCCACUGGCUAUCCUGGAGAGCCUGGCAAGAGUGGCAUGCCAGGAAGAGAUGGUGCUCCUGGGCCAAUGGGUAUGACGGGACCAAAGGGUCACACUGGAGCUCCAGGCACAGGAGCAACAGGAAAGCCAGGCCAAAAUGGUACCCCAGGUAUGCAUGGACCUAUAGGGCCUAAAGGUCCACAGGGUCCAGCUGGUCAGCCAGGCUCCCCUGGCAUGCCAGGUGUUGGCAAAACAGGUGAAUCUGGAAUUCCAGGCAGCAGAGGAGCCCCUGGUACUCCUGGAACGACUGGUCAAAAAGGAGAGCCAGGCCCAACAGGUUUUACUGGUCACCCAGGUUCUACAGGCUCCAUAGGCCAAGCUGGUCCACAAGGUUCAAGGGGAUUUCAAGGUGAGGCAGGCCCAACAGGACCCAAAGGCGAUAUUGGUAUGGUUGGUGCCCCAGGCCCAAGAGGAACCAAAGGUGAUCAAGGAGCUCAAGGUUUCACUGGAAAACCUGGUACCCCUGGAGCAGUAGGCCCUGGAGGAAUUGCAGGUCACAAUGGUCCUCAGGGUCCAAAGGGUUCACAAGGCCAUGCUGGCGCUCCAGGACUCCCUGGUUCAAAUGGCGCCCCAGGACUUAAAGGACACACAGGUUCCCCAGGAGGACCAGGAAAGGCUGGUGAGAACGGAAGACCAGGUCCCAUGGGACAAUCAGGUCCCUCUGGUCCAGCUGGCCCCUCUGGACUUAAAGGUCAUCCAGGUCUUCCCGGCCCACCUGGUCCAGCUGGCUUCACAGCUAAGGGCGUUUCUGGUCCCCAGGGUCCACCUGGAAAUCCAGGGUCAAGGGGUCAUGAUGGUCUUCCAGGCCCAUCUGGUCCUCCUGGUCCACCUGGCCAACCAGGAGAGAUUGUCUACCACCAUGAGAAGAGCAUGCCAGUCAAGUCCCAUGAGGUUGUAAUGUCUCAUGAGAUGAUGAAGGCACCCAUGUCUGCAUUCAGUGCUGUGUUAACCAGGGCCUAUCCCGAAGCGGCAACUCCUAUUCAGUUCAACCAUGUUCUGUACAAUGGGGAGCACCAUUAUGAUGCCAACAGUGGUGUAUUUACCUGCCAGAUUCCCGGCCUCUACUUUUUCAGCUAUCAUGUUCAUGUCAAUGGUGCAAACGCAUUGGUGGCUCUCUACAAAAACGAGGAGCCUAUUGUUUUCAGUUAUGAUGAGUACAACAAGGGCUUCCUGGAUCAGAUGUCAGGCAGUGCUGUGGUUAUGCUGAAUCCAGGUGACAGAGUCUAUGUACAGGUCCCUGAUGAGGAGAGUAAUGGUAUAUUUGCAGCAGAUAAUGUUCACUGCACUUUCUCUGGGUUCUUGAUUGCCUCAACGUGAUUUAAUAAGUCCAAGUUCACCUCAAAACCUUACAUACAUUGAACAACUCAGAGAAAUAGAUCAGUUUUCAAGAUUCCAAUUGAGAUUUUGUAUUGAAGAAAAAUCAAGACUUGUAACUGCCUCAAUCUUAUAUUUACUAUUAUGAAAAAGUCUUAAAAUUCCUAACAGAGGAAUGCUUGGAGAGUGCUCACUAAAAUGUUAUAAUACGUGGUUCAAAUUCAUCCCGUUUCCCAGUUCAUCUUGUGUGUUCCUUGGCAGUUUUAGGAAUCAUGAAACAAUAUUGGAAGAUAUCUCAAGUGGUGCUUUGCAACGGCCUGUAGAAUUUACAGUACUUCUUAUUUGUGUUUGUUUUUUUUCAUCAGUGUUUUCAAAUUUCCUGUAUUAUACAUUCAAAAUACAAACAAAACAGUUGUAUUAUAUGUUAUUAGAGAUCAGCACAUUCUCACAAGCACUGUGACUAGAAAAAACACAGAAUGAGAAAUUUCAACUGCAUAUUUUUCAAAACAACUAUGUCCCAUUGGAUGUGUUAAGUUAUGUACCACUUACUGAUCAAUACACGGAAUAAAAGUUCUAGUCUGAAAAAGAAA